Plectropomus leopardus (leopard coralgrouper) is the source of this 446-nucleotide messenger RNA. NCBI's taxonomy places the organism in Eukaryota, Metazoa, Chordata, Actinopteri, Perciformes, Serranidae. The record is from RefSeq and is a predicted model, not a curated record.
AGGAAAAUGAUCCGAACCGCCUCGCUGACUCAGCAGCCGAACUUCAAACAGAAGUUUGUGGCUCUGCUGAAAAGGUUCAAAGUCACCGACGAGGUCCUGGACUCAGACCCGGUGGGUCGGAGUCAGGAGGCCGAGGAGGACCUGGACCUGCUCUACGACAGUCUGGAGGUUUACAACCCGAGCGACAGCGGGCCCGAACUGGACGACAACGACAGCAUCAUCAGCACGCCCAAACCCAAACUCAGGCCUUUCUUCGAGGGGAUCUCUCAGUCCAGCUCUCAGACUGAGAUCGGGAGCGUCAACAGUCAGCGGAGCCAGCAGAAGCAACAACCUGCAGCUGUGAGUUCGACGAGACGCCGUGUACUCAACUGGAUAUUAAUAACAUGAUCAUAUUUAACCCUUUAGAGCCCGCUUUAAUAUCACACACACUGGUAUCGCUCUGCUCA